CCCGGCCCGGGCGCCAUGGCGACAGCCUUCAGCAGCGCCGCGGAGGCCGCGCUCCGCCGGGAGGUGGCACCGGCACCCGCGGCGCGACGGGAUCUCGGCGGCUUCUACGAGAUGGGCCGGGCCGCCGCCUUCGUGCGGGCAGGCGGGUUCCGCAAGGUCGCCCUCCAGUUCCCCGACGAGCUCCUGGCGGACGCGGCGGCAGUGGCGGCCGAGAUGGAGGCGGCGACCGGCGCCGAGAUGUACGUGCUGGGCGACACCACGUACGGCAGCUGCUGUGUGGAUGAAGUGGCCGCCGAGCACGUGGGUGCGGAGGCCGUGCUGCACUACGGCCCGGCCUGCCUCAGCCCCUGCGGGAAGCUGCCGGUGCUGCACGUCUUCGGGCAGCAGCCGCUGGACGUCGGGCGUUGUGCAGAGGCCUUCCGGGACCUUUACCCCGACCGGCAGAGCCGCGUGGUGGUGCUAAGCGACGUGGUCUAUGCCCAUGCCAUGGGCGAGCUGGAGCAGCAGUUGUGCCCGGAGUACCCUCGUGUCACUUUCUCCAGGGUGCUGUGCGGGGACGCCCCCGGGCCCGUGCUGCCGGGGGAGGUGCGGCAAUUUGGCCGCCAGUUCUUACUGGAGACUGAGGAGGCGCUGCAGGACUGUGCCAUGUUCUACGUGGGAACCGAGGGCUUGGCCCUCACGGCCUUCAUGCUCACCUGGAACCGCUGCCCCUUCAGCUCCUUCGACCCCAGCACCGCCUGUGGCCGCCACGAGACCCUGAACGUCAACCGUGCCCUGCUGCGCCGCCUGUACCUGGUGGAGCGGGCGCGGGACGCCCGUGUGGUGGGCAUCCUGGUGGGCACGCUGGCCGUGGCAGGCUACCUGACCCUGCUGCAGCGCCUCCGAGAGCUGGUGCGCCGGGCUGGCAAGCGCAGCUACACGCUGGCCGUGGGCAAGCCCAACCCCGCCAAGCUGGCCAACUUCCCGGAGGUGGACAUCUUCGUCCUGGUGGCCUGUGCUCACAACUCCCUGCUGGACUCCAGCGACUUCUACCGGCCCGUCGUGACUCCCUAUGAGCUGGAGCUGGCCUGCAACCCGGCCCGUCAGUGGACAGGGAGCUACCUCACUGACUUCCGAGACCUGCUGCCAGGUGCCUGCGCGCACGUUGAGCUCCCACCCGCCGUCCCCGCAGCAGAGGCCGUUCCUGACGUCUCGCUGAUCACGGGGGGGAUGCGCAGUGCUGCCCUCUGCCGCCCUCCAGCCCCGUCGCUGCCGCCCAGCACUGCCCUGGCCCGCAGGGACCAGAGCCAGACCUUGGCAGAGAUCAGCCCUGCUGCCUCCUUCCUCGAGUCCCGCAGCUGGCGGGGCCUGGAGCAGCAGCUGGGGCAGACGCCUGUCUCCAAGGCCGUGCAGGGCAGACGAGGGAUUGCCAUUGCCUACGAGGAGGAAGGGUGUGAGCAGCCCUGAUGCAGCAGCCCUGGGCACCCAGCCAGGAGCAGGGCCACAGCCUGUUGGGCUCGUUAGGGGCUCAAGAGGGACCAGACCUGCCGCCAUCUGUCCAUGCCCUGGAUGUGGCUCUGAAUCAGUGGUGCUGUGGUGGGGAGCAGGAGCUGCAUGUGUGUGUGUGGGGAUGCCCACGGCACCCCAGGGUUCACGGGCUGGGCAGCAGCAGGGCCGAGACAGGCGCUGGGCCCAGACCCAGCCUCAAUGGGCUCCCCAGCCUGGGGCCGCUUUGGCCCUACACAGAGAGGUCACAGGUUUGCACCAGUUGCCAGUGCUGGGACUUGAGGCUUUCGUGGGCUGCUGCUGCUGCUAACUAAAGCUGAACUGAAAAGGA
Messenger RNA from Colius striatus (speckled mousebird), 1816 nucleotides. RefSeq names its product diphthamide biosynthesis 2 (gene DPH2). The record is from RefSeq and is a predicted model, not a curated record. Gene Ontology annotation, molecular function: 2-(3-amino-3-carboxypropyl)histidine synthase activity. Gene Ontology annotation, biological process: protein histidyl modification to diphthamide. Lineage: Eukaryota; Metazoa; Chordata; Aves; Coliiformes; Coliidae. The transcript is spliced from 6 exons. Bases 16 to 1446 code for a protein of 476 amino acids.